GCCAUGCAUCCGCACAGUCGGUACGCUGUCCGCGGUAAUCUGGCCAGCUUCCUGGUGCAUUGGGACGACGUCCUGGAGCGCCUGCUCGCCAUCACGGAGAGUUCCAGUGCUGCUGCGGCGCUGCCCCACGACGGCGAGACGCUGGCCCACUUGGUUCGCUUCGAGUUCCGGAUGAAAGACAAGGACAUGUCGAAGCACCUGAAGCACAUGCGCCUCCGCGCUCAUGUGGUGCUGCAGCUCGGCUGGGAGCUCAUCGACCGCGGCCACCCCGCUUUUUGUAGAGAUGCUGCUGGCAAUCCCAUCGCAAUCGCCGCUGCCAAGGAGGCGUUUGAAAGGCGCGUGAAGCAGUGCUACCCGUGGCUCGGCACCCCCGAGGACACCGACGGGAAGGUCCCGCCAGCCGUGGACCGGGCGACGGUGGUGGCGGAUCCGUCCAGGAGCAGUGUGCAGGAUAACAAGCACGCGACUCCGGCGCUGGCCAGCACUGACGUCGCCUCUGUUUUCGACGAUGCCAGACCGACCGCCUGCGCGCCCACAGAUGCGACGUCCCGGCAAGGGACCGCGGGUCAGCGCCAACAGCGAGCCAUGGACGGCGGGCCGGUCGUCCCGUACGUCGCCGACGCGGCCAUGUUGGAGCAGUGGAACGGGAAGUACCCCGCGAUCGCUUUCCCGCACACGCUGCUGUGGCAGAGCGGGGGGCCAGACUUCACGAGGUCUUGGCGCAACGGUGCCGAUGCCGCACAUCGGCGCCGCGCGGUGGGGCGGCCCGAGGAAGUGCAAAACCGGCCGUCCAUCAGCAUGGGGAUGUGGCUUGCAGGCAUGAGUCGCCGAGUGGAACACCAGAUCCGAUCGGACUGGCUCUUCAUCCCAGGCAUGCGCAAUGUCCACUUCCGCUUUUUGGGCAUCACCGCGAGGUUGGGGAGCAAAGUCAGGAAGUACAAGGACGAAGACGGAUCCGCUUUCACGGAGCGCCUGACCACGGCUGUCCGCGGGUUGCACGACCUGUUGGCGAAGGGGUACUACGGGCCGAACAGGCGGCCAAUUGCUGGCAACUUGACGGUGCUGCACAUGGCGCAUGGCCUGGACACAACCCAGAAACAGAUCGUGCACAACAUGCGCUCUGUGACGAGCAGCCUUGCAGGCACCCAGGAGCUGCGUCGCAGGAUGGGCCACGUAUUCCAGUCUGGCGCGAUUGGAUACGGGCACGGGCUUUUCAUCACCAUCUCGCCAAAUGAGAAGCAGUCCUGCUUGGCGAUGCGUCUACACAGAGCACGCCAGGGCGACCCGCUGCUGCGCGCGGGGUGCACAGACGACGCACGGAAUGCCACGAGGAAACGAUUGGCGUCACGGGAGUGGCCGUCAUUGUCGGAGAGCGCCGACGCGGAGCUCCCCGAUUUCGAUUUGCGUCUGUGCGAAGUGGCCAAUGAUCCUCUCUCGGUCGUUCAGGGCUUCCGCGUCGCCGUGAACGUGAUCUUGGGCCGCCUCCUGGGUCUGCGGUUGUGCGCCGAGUGCGGCGUCGCGCGAAGAUAUCGUAGGCAGCCCCGGUGCUGUUGCACGGACAAGUUCGGCUCCAACUCGCGCCCCAUGGGCGGGAUUUUCGGGGUUGCUGCAGCUUUGCUUGGCGCCGUCGAGAACCAGCACCUAGGCACGCUCCACUUCCACGGGUUCGUGUACCUCGCGAACAUGUUCCAGCACGCACCCUUGACUGAGAUCGCGAGGACAAUUCGGGAGUCCCCUGGCUUGGCGGACGCGGUGAAGGAGUGGCACGCGUGGGUCCACAGGGAAGAGCACUGGGCCCCCGAGGAGCACCGGGAGAGCCUACCGUCGCUGGAGUCUGAGUGGCGGCAGAAUCACCGCGCAUCGGAGCACGUAGGUCUGUGUCGGUGGCCCGCGCAUGUGGACCAUGCCGAGCCGAAGACGAAGUGGGACGAGGGGUGCGAUGCCGUUGCCUGCGACGCCGACGCGGCCACCUUCAAGCAGGCUUACGAGGCAGAUGCGCAGAUGAUCUUCUCGAAGGUCCAGCAUCACCACCAUCCCAACGGGAAGCCGCUCACACACUGCAUCAAGAAAGGCUGCAAACACGGCGACAAGUGCAAGCACGGCUUCCCGAAGACCAUGCUCAUGGCGGCCCCAGAUGGACCGAGAUUCCGCGUUGUGUGCCCUCAGGUGGCCAGGGAAGUCGGGCUUAAAGUGAACGGGCCGAGGAAUGCGUUGGGCGAGAUCGCGGGGCCUCGGAACGACGAUUUCCUGAGCGGGACUUGUCCAGCAUUGGCGGUGGCAUUUCGGAGCAACACGCACACGGCGCCGAACAACCGGCUCCCGCUGAUCACAGGCAUUACUCACGACCCGAACUGCCUGUGUCGACACGGCUCCAGAGAAGACACAGAAGAAGGGCACCUUCGACGCAUCGCAUUCGCGGUGCAGCGGUCCAUGUCGAACUCCUCGCGGUACAUCGGCGGGUGCAUUUCCAAGGUGCAGCGCGUCGGGAAGAAGGCGCUGGAACUGGCGAAGACCUGCCUGUCCACGCUGGCCGAGCGACUCCAUGGGAAGUCCGAGAUGCAGCAGACGCUCAACACUGUGCACCGCUGCAUCGGGGACUGGGAGGCCAAGGGCGUGGCGCGGACGAUCUUCGAGGAGGUGAACUUGGCGCACUUCGCGGACAGGCCGAACCCGCUCGCAGCGGAGUGCAUCACGUCGCGCCCUGUCGCCGACUUCUACGCGGGCUGCUUCCUCCAGAUCGUGGCCGACGAGACUCGGGCGGGGCGCGCGACGGCGCGGCGCCAGAAGAGGUCCGUGGUGUUCACGGACGCAGGCGAGGUGGCCACUCCGCCGGACGCGACGGCGCGAGCGUACGCCUACCGACCCAAUCAUGCCGAGUUGAAGACUUUGAGCCCGUGCGAGUUCGUCCGCUUGUUCGAGGUGGUACCAACGUACCCGCCACCAAGAGAUGCUUCGAAGCCAUCGACGGGCCCGACGGAGUGGAAGGCGAAUUCGCCGCCGGCCGCGGCUGAUGGGCCUCCACGGCCUGGGGUCCAUUAUGUCGUGAAGCCACCCGCGGAGGGAUGCAGGUACUUUGCGCUCGAAGAAGACCCAGACGACAUGGAGUUCGCGCACAUGUACGUGAUUGUACCCCGGGGCGUCCCCGCGCUACCCGUCUUCAUCGGGUCCGUCAUGCCUCAGCCCGAAAUGACGCCUGAGCGCCGCAGCGCCAUUUUGUCUGCGUACUUCCGACCAUGGACAUUGGUGUGCAAGUACGGAUCUUCUCGGGGGCCUGUUCCGCUAGCGAAGAAUCUGAACUUGCCGCCCAAGCGCCAGCGCUGUGGGAGGAGCGCGCCGAGCUUCCGAGUAGCCCUCAAGCACUACCUUCGCGGCCACAUCGUCUCGCCGUCCAACCGCAUCCUGUGGGCGAACGUGCUCCGCACCAUGACGACGAUGCCGGAGAACGCCGACGAGGGCGAGGACGACCAGGACUCGAAGCCGGUGGAGGCGCUACCCGAGAACGCGUUUCCGGUCCUCAGCCCCAGCAGCAUCAUGGCAGAGUUACGGCGAGUAGACCGAGACGCCGGGGCAGAUGCCGCUGGCGAGGACAUUGGGAACCUCUCCCAUUCGGUGCACAAAGCGCUGGAGCAGAGCAUGUCCUUCUGGGACCCGCCGAACAGGGCGCCCACGUUGAACUUGCCACUGCGACAGUCUGCUCUUCGGCAUUCCAGUGCAAUGCCAGCGGGGGCUCGCGGGAAUGCCCAGGAGCCACCGCGGAAGAUUGCGCGCUCCAAGAUGCGGGAGAAGCUGUACCCUGGCGACGCUGACCUGACAAGCAACAUCCAGAGCUGGCGGAGAGGACUGCAGACGCACCAGAUCACCCCCGACCCGCAGCAGAUGAGCAUCCUGGACGCCGUCGCCGACAGGUGCGUCCAGGAGGCCCGCGAGCAGGACCAGCUGCGCGGAUCGCCAUGCUCCCGGCUGUUCGUUCUCGGCCUGCCGGGUUCAGGGAAAUCGGAGGUCAUCCGGUGGCUGUGCGAGGAGGGCGUGGGGCUGUUCCCCACGUGCAUGGGAUGGGAACACGAGGUGCACUUCAUCAAGACCGCCCCCAUGAAUUCCAUGGCGAGCAACAUCGGUGGGCGAACCAUCCACAACUUCAGCAAGCUCGGAAUCGACCUCAUCACGGGAGUCCAGUCCGGCGGGAAGAAGGACCCGGAGUUGUCGGAGAACAUGCUGCACACGAAAAUCCAGCACAUGCGCUGGCUCAUCAUCGACGAGGUGGAGAACGUUUCGGUGGAGUUGCUGGACGCCGUGCACAGGCAGGUGAAGGACUCGACGAGGGACAAGGGAAACCCCUGGGCCGUGGACGCACGCGUUCCAAAACAGUUCGCCAUGUUCGGAGGGCUCAACCUGGUGCUGCUCGGGGACUUAUGGCAGAUACCGCCCGUCAGGAGUCUCAGUAUUGCCGCCAACCCAUUUGUCAAGAGACCCGCCAACGUCGGCCGCAUACUGGAGAUGUUCUGGACAGAGGGCUUGCCGCACUCGGUGACUAACCGCUACGCCCUGGCCCAGUCGCACCGCUGCUCAGACGUGUGGUGGAGAAGCUUUCUCGCCGAAGCGCGCGCUGGGAAUCUGUCGGACAGGAUGUACGAUUUCGUCCACGGCUUCCCCACUGAUGUGCCCGGCUCCUGGAUGCCCGCAAGCCCCGGCAGCGCCGAGGCCUCGACGGGGCACUUCGGCUGCGGGAAGGCGAAGUGCCGCGCGCUCUGGUCAGUUGAGUGGCCACGGAUGUUCGGAGAAGGUCGGGCCUGGGAGGACAUGAAAUCCCUGGAGUGCGCUGAGUGCAGCGCGGAACGCCAUCGGCGCUGCCGCGUCGCCUCUCAGAGCGAUGCCAGACAGCGGGAGGUGAGCACGGCGUUCGCGGACGCGCUGUUCGUGCACCCGUACAACGCCCCGAAGAGCAGGAUUCUGACGCUGCGAGCGGCGAAUGCGGCAGCCAAUGCUGGGAAGCAGCUCCUCUGGGUGGUGGCGCGCGAUGUCCCCCUCACUCGGGACGACGCAUGCAGGUCGACGGAGUCGCUCUCCCACGCCAGGCAGAACUGGCUCAUGUACCCCGAGAACAAGACUGGCGGAGUUCCGGGUGUGCUGCCGAUCUUCGAGGGGAUGCGGGCGCGGUUCACCACCACGGAGAAUGCGGAGGCGGGAGCCUGCAAGCACUCCUGGGGUACCGUGACGGGCUGGGUCCUCCACCCCGACGACUCGAAGUUGGUGAAAGACCACAGGUCCGAGCCGGAGCUGGUCCUGCAGCACGUGCCCGAGGCGAUCAUGGUGCAAAUUCCCGGGAACACGGCGCCCCGCUUUGGGAAUCAGCCCGCGGGCGUCUUCCCCGUGAAGCAGAGGGAGGUGUCCUGGGAUCGCAGUCCCGGCUUCAAGGCCAUGGUGAAGCGCGCGGGGCCCCCGCUGGUCCCGCACUUCGCCGCCACGGCCCACUGCGUCACCGGCGCCACGCUGCCGCAGGCCAUUAUCGACCUCCUGGACGCGCGCACGACGCCCCGCGCAGCCAUGGUCCCCACGGGCUACGUGGCCAUCAGCCGCACCAGGAGGGCUGACGAUCUGAUCAUCACGCAGCCUUUUUCGCCCAUGCUUUUCCGCCAGGGGCAUCAGACGGGCCCAUGGCUCUUGCACUCCCUGACAGCCGGGGAGAUGACGACGGAGCAGGCGGAAGCCGGCUGGGCCAAGGCAGAGAAGGAAGCCGCGUCCAGGUCGUCCAAGAAGUUGGUGGACGUCACUUUCCAGUGCGCCGACUGCCACCAGCGGAAGAGAGCGGGCAACUUCCCAGGACGUGGCAUGAGAGCGAGCGACCCCGUGGAGCACGCCGUGGCAGUCCUGAGCCAGGGCGCGUGGAGGAGGUGCGCCCUCUGCGCGCAGAAGCAGGCCGGAAAGGAUGUGCAGAGGCCUGCCCCUCUGCCCGGCGAGCUCCGUUGCUUUGAAUGCGGCAAAGCCAGGCGCGUCUCGGAGUACGACAAGAAGAUGUUGGAGCAGUUGCGCUCAGAUGACGCCCUCGAGAGAGCGGUAUGCCUGGCGUGUCGCCCCGCGCAACUGCACCGGCCACCGUCGAGGACAGGUGCGCUGUACACGUGCUUCCAGUGCGGGGGCCUGAAGGGCAUGGAGCACUUUGACCUGGGCCAGCUGAAUAUGCAUGGGGGGCCCGAGUGCGUUGUGUGCAAGGAGUGCGUCGACCUGCGCACGCGCCCUCCUUGCGGGAAGUGCGGGGCGAGGCCAGAGAGGAAUCUGCAUUACAGCCAGAGUAAUUACCAGUGUGAGGCCUGCAGAUUCCCGAAUUGCGACGUCUGCAAGGUAGUCCCGCGGCCGCGCAGCACGAAGUAUCUGGCGGCCAACAGGCCGUCGUGGACGUGCCCGGCGUGCCCGCGGGUCGGUCAGUGCGUGGCCUGUGGCGCCCCGUCACCAGACGCGGCCAAAACUGGUCGGCGUUCUGCGAACUGGGAAGGGCCGAGGUACACGUGCGACGCGUGCCUCUGGCCGCCAUGCAGCGCGUGCAAGAAGGCGCCGCGGCCGCACGACCGCCGGUGGACAGUUCGCGUUGCCCCGGACUGGAAAUGCGCAGAUUGCGCGAAGACGCGCAAGCGAGGGAAGAGGUGCGCGUAG
This is a messenger RNA of Prorocentrum cordatum, 6645 nucleotides long. The record is from the annotation of a GenBank genome assembly. NCBI's taxonomy places the organism in Eukaryota, Dinophyceae, Prorocentrales, Prorocentraceae.